Molecule: messenger RNA, 1659 nt
Organism: Ipomoea nil (Japanese morning glory)
Lineage: Eukaryota; Viridiplantae; Streptophyta; Magnoliopsida; Solanales; Convolvulaceae
Product: exosome complex component RRP45A-like
Exons: 7
Coding region: 150-1415 (421 amino acids)
Biological process (GO): nuclear polyadenylation-dependent mRNA catabolic process; U5 snRNA 3'-end processing; exonucleolytic trimming to generate mature 3'-end of 5.8S rRNA from tricistronic rRNA transcript (SSU-rRNA, 5.8S rRNA, LSU-rRNA)
Cellular component (GO): cytoplasmic exosome (RNase complex); nuclear exosome (RNase complex)
Source: RefSeq, a predicted model, not a curated record
AACUCCCUGUCAUAAUUCAUAAACCCUAGCACGCUUUCUCCUCCCCGACGGGCUCCGCCUUACUGCUCGGAAUUCUUUGAACUUUUGAGUGCUUCGUUCGUAAUCGAGUUCUCAUGGUUCACCAUUGUUUUUGAUUAGAUAUAUGUAAAAUGGAGCAGAGAUUGGCUAAUUCCUGGAGGUUGACUGUGAACGACAAGCAAUUCAUCGAAAACGCUUUGGUUUCCGACCUCAGAGUCGACGGCCGGCGCCCUUUCGAUUAUAGACGGCUCACUAUCAAGUUUGGCAGAGAUGAUGGCUCAUCAGAGGUGCAGCUGGGGCACACACAUGUGAUGGGAGUUGUUACUUCUCAAUUAGUGCAACCUUAUCGUGAAAGACCUAAUGAGGGAACCCUUGCAAUCUAUACUGAGUUUUCUCCAAUGGCUGAUCCUUCAUUUGAGGCAGGCCGUCCUGGAGAGUCCGCUGUGGAGUUGGGACGCAUAAUUGAUCGUGGAUUGAGGGAAAGCCGAGCUGUAGAUACUGAGUCUCUCUGUGUUGUUGCUGGGAAAUGGGUUUGGGCUAUUCGUAUUGAUCUUCACAUUCUAGACAAUGGAGGGAAUCUUGUUGAUGCUGCCAAUAUUGCUGCCUUAGCUGCUCUCUCAACAUUUCGUAGACCUGAAUGCACCUUGGGAGGAGAAGAUGGUCCGGAAGUGAUAAUGCAUCCACCUGAGGUUAUGGAGCCCCUUCCUUUGAUUAUACACCAUAUGCCUAUAGCAGUCACCUUUGCAUUUAUCGGUAAAGAUAACAUUGUGGUGAUAGAUCCAACUCAUUUUGAAGAGGCUGUAAUGGGAGCUAGAAUCACUGCCACCCUAAAUGCAAAUGGUGAUGUUUGUGCAAUCCAAAAGGCUGGAGGAGAUGGUAUUGUGCAGGCUGUUAUAAUGCAAUGCCUACGCAUUGCCUCAGUAAAGGCUUCAGAUAUAACGAGCAAGAUAAAGAAUGCGGUUGAAUCAUACAACACAGAAAGGGCUCUUAGAAAGAUCAAGCGGCAUAGACCUGCUAUUGCUGCAGUUAGUGUUAGUGAUCAUGGUCAUGGGGGAAUCAACGAUUUGACUAAACAAAAUAGAAAAGAAAGGGUAAAAUCAGAGGAGUGCGGCGUCAGUCAAAGUAAUGACAUGGAUGUUGAACCGCAAUCUUCAGAGUCAGAUAGAAGUAGCGGGGGAGUUGGAGAAGAUCAAAACAUGCAGGCAGAUCCCACCGAGAAGUCAUACGAAACAGAACCAGGACAACCACAUGCAGAUAUUAAUUCAACAGCUUCAUUAAUGGUGGCACAUGGAAGUGCAACACCAACUGAAAGAGACAACACUUCCGUGGGUGCUGUAAAGCCUAAGCGCAAGCGAAAGAAGAAGAAAGGGUCAAAUGCAAAUGCCGGUGCAAUUUAAAGGAUAUCCGGAGUCUUUCCUCACCAAGGUUCUUGAUUAAGUGCCCUCUUCCUUGAUCAAACUUUGCUUCACCUUCCCCUGAUCCCAUAUAUGUUCCAUAUAGUCUUCCAGUACUCUGUAUUAUUUAUUUUGGUUCUAAUGCAGUAUGACUUAUUCUGUAGUGGAGAUCAAUUUCUGUGAGUCACUGUAUUUUCCUUUGAGCUAUUGAAAUUGCAAAUUCAAGAAAAAUAUGCAUUUUUGACAA